AGUAGGAUUGGUGAACUCAAUGAUUGAAUACGUGGAUCAUUUAGCGCGAGUGACUAAAAUUUUCAAUGGAAAAUCCAAUGAAUUCGAAAAUAAAGAAUAGUUUUUCAAUAGAAAAUAUUCUUGCUAAACAGCCGAUUGUUCGACAACACGAAGAUUGUGAUUUUGUUAGUAAUCAUAGCAGUGAUCGAGAUUUAUUUGAAAGUAAAAUUAGUGCUUGUGAUGAAGACUACAGGACGGAUAAGAAUUGUUUGAUGCCUGACUCAAGUUGCACAGAGGAUACAAAUGAAUUAUGCAGCGAUGAGGCUUCUGAGGAAAGUAAUUCUCAAAGUGAUGAUAGAAAGAAACGUCCACGAACUGCUUUUUCAGCGGCACAGAUUAAAGCUCUGGAAACUGAAUUCGAACGGGGCAAAUACUUAUCUGUGGCCAAACGCACGGCUCUGGCCAAACAAUUGCAUUUAACCGAAACACAGAUAAAAAUUUGGUUUCAAAACCGUCGAACGAAAUGGAAGCGAAAAUACACCUCUGAUGUCGAGUCUCUUGCAUCGCAGUAUUAUGCACAAAUUGGUAUCGGUGGGCUUGCAAGACCAAUGGUAGUCGGAGACCGAUUGUGGUUAUUCAGUCAAACACCGAAUGGCCCAGCACCAGUACAAUCGAUGAUAUUAAACAAUAAUCCGACUAUUCCUCCGCUUCAUCCGAGCAUGCGGGGCUUUCCAAGCUCUUCGAAUUCACCGAUAAUGGACAUGAAUUCACGUGGAACGUUAAUACCUCGAUCGCAGCCAUUACCGUAUGGUAUGGCCAAACCACUUACACCAUAUUCAACAAUUCCAAAUACUACCUUUGUAAACCGAAUUUCUCCGCAUUUCAAACCCUAUGAUACAUACAAGUAUCAUCGACCGUCCGGAGCAAUACGAAAUAUGGAAUAUCCUCCACCAAAAUCGAUGAAUUCUUUAUACAAAACCGAUUCAGUUACCGAACAGAGUUACUAUCAUUUAAAAUAUGUGCCGAACAGUUGUGGGUCGGCUGUUGGUCAAAGUAAUGGUCUAGCAGAAUUGGAGAAGGCAUUCGGCGGAGAAAGAAAUCAACUCAUCGACGGUCCGAAAGUCGGUGAAUCAUCGUUGAAGGAAGAAAUGCGUGACAGUGACGGAUCAUCCAGUGAAAUUGACUGCGAAGAAAUUGAUGAAUGAGGCACGUUUGUGUUUGUUCUCAAAUCUUAUUUUAAUUCCGUUAUCGGUUGGCUCUAGUCAAUAAUGCACAUAACAAUUAAACCAAGUUUUGUUGCCAAAUUGUUUUAAUGAUUUUCUAGUAUUCCGAGUAUUUAGCACGCUGACGACA
This is a messenger RNA of Bradysia coprophila, 1332 nucleotides long. It is a transcript of the gene lms, whose product is annotated as lateral muscles scarcer. Gene Ontology annotation, cellular component: nucleus. Gene Ontology annotation, molecular function: RNA polymerase II cis-regulatory region sequence-specific DNA binding; DNA-binding transcription factor activity, RNA polymerase II-specific. The record is from RefSeq and is a predicted model, not a curated record. Gene Ontology annotation, biological process: brain development; regulation of transcription by RNA polymerase II; neuron differentiation. Lineage: Eukaryota; Metazoa; Arthropoda; Insecta; Diptera; Sciaridae.